AAGAAGUACAUUGUCAAAAUGCCAUUCUUUGGCUGGAUGAAAUGGCCAAAAAAUUAUUCUUAUAAAACCGGACAAUAUCCUGGCUCAGAAGUUGUGACAAAGACUCUCCUGAGGGAACUGAAAUGGCACCUAAAAGAGCGUGAACGACUGGUACAGGAGAUUGAAAGUGACCAAAGAGUUCAGAAGGGUGGCAUGGAUUACAACUGGCUGAAGAGCUACCAGAACCCUCAGAUAACUAUCCCAGCUACUGAACAAAGACAGCUUGAAGCUCUCUGCUCCCAAAUCCAACCUUGCCAAACUGGAAUCAUUCUCAGCAGAUUUCGCGAGGUCCUGGCUGAAAACGAUGUUUUACCUUGGGAAAUUGUUUACAUAUUCAAGCAAGUUUUAAAGGAAUUUCUAGCCAACCUUGAGAAGGAAACUCCACAGGACCAAAUGGAUGACACUUGGAAUACAAACUGCGCUGUGAACUUCGCAACACAGGGAGACAGCUCGAGUAAAACUGACAAAGAGGAGAUCCCAACCGUAUCGAGUUACGUUGACAAACACACUCAAGGCAUGUUUCCAACUUUCUCCCACAGAAUCUGGAACCUUCCCUAUUAUUACCCAUCUAGUUAA
Eublepharis macularius is the source of this 615-nucleotide messenger RNA. RefSeq names its product RD3 like (gene RD3L). Lineage: Eukaryota; Metazoa; Chordata; Lepidosauria; Squamata; Eublepharidae. The record is from RefSeq and is a predicted model, not a curated record. The coding region runs from base 19 to 615 and encodes 198 amino acids. The transcript has 3 exons.